CUUUACUAAUCGUUGUGACGCUCCCCCUACCACGCUGCCUUGCAUGUGAUUUGCCAUGAGUGUGUAGUCAUCUGAUUUAGAGGACUGAGAAGAGAGCGAGGCUAUGACAACGCUGCUCUGAAGACAUUUUUUAGGGUUCUGUACAGAAAAAAUAACCCCCUUUUUUAAUAUCAUUUGCAAGGGGCUCUGCAGCCAUGGUUUGAUGCAGAAACUUGCCUGCUGCAGAAAUGCCUGGAGGCCAGUACCAGGUGGCGAGCGCCAGGCUCCACCACAGCCUCUACAGCCUGACGGACAGCUCUGAUGCUGGGCCUGAGGAUGAGGAGACAGACAACCUCACUCCCCUGGAGAAGCUCACCAGAGAUAUGUGCAAGGACGAGCAGACCAUCAAGGAGCUGAUCAUAGGGCGCAGAAUUGGAUUCUAUAUGGUCCGCGGGGAGAUCGGCUACGGGACAUUCUCCAGGGUCAAACUGGCUUUCCACGCUCUGACGAGAGACAAAGUGGCUCUGAAGAUCCUGGAUAGGACGAGGCUGGAUGCUGAAGCCCAGCGUCUUCUCUCCAGGGAGAUCAGCAGCAUGGAGGCCCUGCACCACUCAAAUGUGAUCCGUUUGUAUGAGGUCGUGGAAACGCCGAGACGCCUCCACCUGGUGCUGGAGUAUGCAGGAGGAGGAGACCUCCACAGCAGGAUAUGCAGCGAGGGAAAAUUGUCAGACAAUGCCAGCAAGAUCACCUUCGCCCAGAUCCUCUCUGCCAUCAAACAUAUGCACAGCAUCAACAUCAUCCACCGGGACCUGAAAGCAGAGAAUGUCCUGUUCACCAUCGACGGCUGCGUGAAGGUGGCUGACUUUGGAUUCAGCACACAGAUGUCAAACUGCAACAAUGCCCUGGACACCUUCUGUGGCUCGCCGCCCUACGCAGCCCCAGAGCUCUUCAGGGAUGAGUCCUACCUGGGGCCUCCGGUAGAUGUUUGGGCAAUGGGAGUCCUGCUUUUCUUCAUGGUGACCGGCACCAUGCCGUUCCGUGCCGAAACCAUGGGCAAGCUGCGGCGCUGCGUCAUUGAAGGCAAUUACACCAUCCCCCCCUGGGUGCCAGGACCCUGUCAGAGGCUCAUAAAAGGCAUCUUGAAGCUGGUCCCCAGUGAACGAUAUGCUAUCGACCAGAUGCUGGGUUGUGAUUGGCUCUUACCUGUGGAGUUCCCCUGGCCGUUUCUCCCUUCCGACUCAAUGACCACCCUGCGGAGCCUGAUGGUCUCGGAGAACACCAGCCUGGAAGAGGAAGUGGAGGAGGUCAGAAGCUCGCUGGAGAAGCUUGGCUUUACCGCAGAGCACCUGCAAAACAAUCCGCUGAAAGACAGCCGGAGUCCUGUCACCGGGGUCUACCGCAUCCUGCUUCACCAGGCCCAGAAGAAGAAGGGCUGCGACUCUCCCCCAGUAGUCCGAGGGAUGGUGAGAGACCCCAAGAGGGAGGGGCUCCGGGCCUACAGGGGCCUCAGGCACACCUCCAAGUUAUGUGUGCUUUCAUAAUAAAGCACUGCUUUUGCACAGACUUAUUUUAUACCAACUUGCAACAAACAGGAACAUUUUUAAAUGACUUGUAGCUUUUACAGUUUUUAGCUUUUGAUAAAUUUGUUUCACUCCUCCUAAUGCAACUCAGGUGUCAACCUGCAGCAAUGCCCCAGUCACCUUCUGCACUUUUUGGAAUACCCUAAAUGUUAAAUAAACAUGGAAGUGCCUAAUGAAAUUAAACAAAGGUAGUA
This is a messenger RNA of Maylandia zebra (zebra mbuna), 1753 nucleotides long. It is a transcript of the gene nim1kb, whose product is annotated as NIM1 serine/threonine protein kinase. Gene Ontology annotation, biological process: microtubule cytoskeleton organization; protein phosphorylation; intracellular signal transduction. Gene Ontology annotation, molecular function: ATP binding; tau-protein kinase activity. NCBI's taxonomy places the organism in Eukaryota, Metazoa, Chordata, Actinopteri, Cichliformes, Cichlidae. Gene Ontology annotation, cellular component: cytoplasm. The record is from RefSeq and is a predicted model, not a curated record.